AUGUUUUCUCCUGGAUAUGAUCAUGGACAACCUGGUCCACUUAAUCUAAUUCCUGUCGAAAAUGCGAUAAUAGCAGAUUAUUCUGAUUGGGGCAUUAUGAGGUUUACAUUUAACAAGGAUGGCCAUCCAUUGCAAAAUUUUACGGGAUCUCUCGGUUUUAGGUUCGAUGUAGGAGAUCAAGUUGCAACAACCAUUCGCGGUUAUCCGGAUGGAG
Acaulospora colombiana is the source of this 214-nucleotide messenger RNA. The record is from the annotation of a GenBank genome assembly. Lineage: Eukaryota; Fungi; Glomeromycota; Glomeromycetes; Diversisporales; Acaulosporaceae.